This is a messenger RNA of Sporisorium graminicola, 5217 nucleotides long. RefSeq lists its product as uncharacterized. The coding region runs from base 1 to 5217 and encodes 1738 amino acids. NCBI's taxonomy places the organism in Eukaryota, Fungi, Basidiomycota, Ustilaginomycetes, Ustilaginales, Ustilaginaceae. The transcript has a single exon. Gene Ontology annotation, molecular function: protein binding. The record is from RefSeq and is a predicted model, not a curated record.
AUGGCCAUCUUUGGCAAGAGAAAGUCCGAAAAGGACAAGGACAAGGACAAGGACAAGCAGCCCGGAUCCCAGAUUCAGUCCUCCAAUCCGAACAAUGGCGACAGUGUUUCCUCCAUGUCGCCUGCGAUGGAAUCAUCAAUCAAGCAAUCGCAACAACAACAGCAACACCAGCAGCAGCAGUCGCCCUACUCCAGAGAUGCUUCCGGUAUCCCUACACCAGGUAGCUCCCACAUGCAGAACAAAGGGUCUAUAUCAGGUCCUCCCAGCGGCGUCGGUCAGAUGGGCAGUGGCUUUGCUUCCCUGCCCGGCCAGCCCGGCCCUUCCGGCAUUCCAGCUCCCAACUCAGGUCCUCCCGGCGCCGCUUCCGGCUUUCGUUUCGGUGGUCCGGCUCCACGUCCUGAUGGUCUGGGUUCUGGCAUCCCUGCUCCCGGUCAAGGCUCUCUCCGCUCGCGCAAGGUGAGCGAGCAAGGCGCUCCCAUCAUACCUGGUCCUCCCGGCGGCUCCAAUUUCGGCCUGGCAAACGUCGGAAGCCCAUCAGGCGGCAGCGUCUCUGGUCUUCCUCCCGCAUCGUCCGGCCUCGACGCUGGCCCUCCUCUCACAAACUCCAACCACGUUCCAAGCCAGUCCGUAGGCGACCGCGGCCGAUCUCAGCAGGUCGUGUAUCCUUGGAGCCAGCGCGGUCUCGUCAUGAACCCACCCAAGUUCCUCGACGAGACACGCCAAGCUCCUCCCGGUGCUCUCAGCCCCUUCCCCUUCCCACGCUACGGCCACGCCGUCAACCAGGCCGCCAGUUCAACGGGCGAACUCUAUCUUUUCGGUGGUCUCGUCCGCGAGAGCGUCAAGAACGACCUGUACACCAUCUACGUCGACAAGCUCGUCUCGCAGCAACCUCCCAACUCACCGCCCGGUCAAGCUCCGGCUCCCGUUAACGCCAACUCGAUCUAUGCCAGUGCCACGCUCGUGCAGACCACGGGUGAGAUCCCGCCUCCUCGUGUCGGCCACGCCACCGUCCUUGUUUCCAACGUCCUCAUUCUCUGGGGUGGUGACACAAAGGUCCGCGCCGACGACAAGCAGGACGAGGGUCUCUACUUGCUCAACCUUAGCACCCGCGAAUGGACCCGCGUUAAAGCCGGCGAUGGUCCCGAGACGUGCCCUGUUGGAAGGUACGGCCACAGUGUUGCCAUCGUCGGCUCGCGCUUCUUUGUCUUUGGCGGUCAGGUCGACGGCACCUUCAUGAACGACCUCUGGUGCUUUGACCUCAACAGCCUCAAGGGAACCCCGACCUGGGAGUGCCUCAAGGCCAACGGCGACGCACCCCCCAAGCGAACCGGCCACGCCAGCGUCACAUUCAAGGACAAAAUCUACGUUUUUGGCGGUACCGACGGCCAGUACCACUACAACGAUACCUGGUGCUACGACAUUGCUACCAGCACCUGGAAGGAGCUCUCCUGCAUCGGCUACAUUCCUGUUCCGCGUGAAGGCCACGCCGCCUGCCUCGUCGACGACGUCAUGUACAUCUUUGGUGGACGCGGCGUCGAUGGUAAAGAUCUCGGCGAUCUGGCCAGCUUCAAGAUCACCAACCAGCGCUGGUACAUGUUUGCCAACAUGGGUCCCUCUCCCAGCGGCCGCUCCGGCCAUGCCAUGUCAACCUUCCAGAACAAGGUCGUGGUACUCGGAGGCGAAAGCUUUACGGGAGCAAAGCCAGACGAUCCUGCCAUCUUGCAUGUGCUCGACACGGCCAAGAUAAAGUAUCCCACCGACAAUGCUUCGCAGAUUAAGAGCCCUGCUGCUGGCUCCCAGCUUUCCAAGUCCAACAUCACCUCGCCUGGUUCCAUUUUUCCUGCCGGCGCUGCCGGAGCCGCCGCCGCUGGACCUACCUCACAAGCUCCUGGUCAAAUCGGUUCUGUGCGCGGCGCGAUGUCUCCUGUUGCAGAAAUCGACGAGCGCCAGAGAGCCACCUCCCCAACCGCGCGUUCAGCAUCUGGUCCCAUUCACGGUGGCACGCCUACAUCUCCUGACCGAGGUAUCAACCAGACCUUUGCAGCACAGCAACAACAGCAGCAGCAGCCGCAGCAGCAGCAGCAGACGAUCCCGGGCCCUGGCGUCGGUGCCACACAGAUCCAGCCGCAAUUCCAAGGGCAGUCGCCAGCACCGCAACAGCUGUCCAAUCAGCCUCCUUUCAAGUCGCUCCAAUCAUCGCAAUCACCUUACCAGCAGCCACCGUUUGCUGCCGCCGGGGUCAACGGCGGUCCUCCGCUCGGUGCCACCAGCCCUCCUUCGAGCAAUCAACAACAUCAGGCCCAGCUGCCUCAGCAAGUCCAAUCGCCUCAACAGACCCAGCCUCAUCCAUAUGCUCAGCACGUGGGUCCAGGUGCUGGACCCGUUGCCGCGCCUGGAUCCGGUCCGGCCCCCUAUGGCGGUCCACGCAGUCAGCGCUCUAUCGAGAACAUGCGUGCGGGAGGCGCUCUUUCGCCCACCAACAUGAACUCGAUGCGAAGCAUCAAUGGCGUCGUCAGCAAGAUGGACUCGCCUGCCACAGCGCCUCAGGACGGCUUCCACUACGGCCGUACCACCAGCCCGCCGGGGACCAACGGAUACAUGUCGCCUCAGACCGUCCCUGCUGAGGUCGAUGCGCUGCGCAAGCGAGAGGCUUGGUACAAAGCGGCGCUGGCUCUGGCUGUCAAGAAGGGCUUUGUCGAACCCGACCAGCUCAACGCAGGCGACAUCAGCAUGACCGACACGCAGAGCGUCACCUCGGAGCGCGUAAGCCUCGACGGAAUCGACACCGGUGCCGAGGGCAGCGACAAGGAUCGAGUGCUUAAGACGCUCAUAUCACUCAAAGCGCAGCUCGCCGGCGCCAAGGCCACCAUUGCGCAACAGGCGCAGGGAGAGGCGGAUCGCCACGCCGAGUCUGACCGAGCUCGCUCGGCUGCGCUGCAAGAAGCUGCCUACUACCGUGCCAAGCUGUCGGCGAUCGAGUCUGGCAAUGGCGAUGAAGUGACGCGUCUCGACCGCGAGCGCGCAAGUAAGCUCGAGAAGUCGCUGGCCGAUGCCCUCCGCGAGAGCGCUCGUUUCGAGCGCCAGGUCUCCUCGCUCCGUGAGCAGGCUAAGCUCGAGCAACAGCUCCGCAACUCGGCCGAAGAGAGGUUGUCCGAGACCGCCAAACGAGCCAUGGCAGCCGAGGCGGCUCAGAUGAAGGCGUACGACGAGCUCUCAUCUCUGCAGAAGCGCAACUACACUGCCGAGAGUGCGCUGCGCGAACACACAGAGCAGGUGACUACGCUCUCCUCGCUGGCGGCGCGCCACAAGGCAGACCACGAGCAUGCGUCCGGCCAGCUGGAGGAGGCGAGGGCCAGCGUCGCCGCACAUCUGGCAGCCCUGACGCAGCUGCAGACGGCUCACGCCGCCGUCACGACGAGAGCGGGCGAAUACGAGCGGCUGCACGACGACCAGCGCAGCCUGCUCCAACAGCAACAGCAGACGAUUGCGGAUCUGCGCGCACAGCUCGAAGCCAAGUCGAGCGAAGCUUCGAGCCACGCUUCGAGAGCUGUUGAGCUCGAGACACUUGCCAGGCAGCACCGACAGGAGGCCGAGGCGCACCGCAUGGCCGCCACAGAUGGCCUGGCGGCGCUUCUUGCCAAGAGAGACCAGACGCCGACGCGCGACCUUGGCGCUUCUGGCGCUGUGCCUGCGCAUGUCGAGGACAAGAUGAGGGCGCUCGAGGACGAGGUGGAGUCGCUGCGACAGCUGCACGCAGAUGCAUGCCAGAUGGCCGACGAGCACUCGAGCUCGCUGCAAGACAUGCAGGAUCGCCACCUCACCAUGGAGAGGCAGCACACGAGUCUGCGCUCGGAAGUGACGGCGCUUCGAAGUCAGCUCGCCGUCGCUCUGCAGGAAGCGGCGCGGCUCAAGGAUGUGGCGAGCUCCAAGGAUCUCGAGCUGCGCGACCGCAACCGCUCCAUCGAGGCAGCGCAGGUCAAGUCGAGCCUGCUCAAGCAAUUCAUGGCGGAACGCGGCGUGAGCGUGCCCAACGACGACGAGCUGAGCGUCAAGUCGGGCUAUGCCGACCGACGUAUCCGCGAGCUCGAGGAAGAGAUCGACGCGCGAGCACGAGAAAUGCAAGAAGCAGAGCACCGCCUGCAGGAUUCGGAAAGCCGCGUGGAAGAACUCACGCGCGAACUGGAGCAUCACGCCUCGCUCACGGCUAGCCGUGGCACGGCGGACAACACCAGCGUCGCUGACGCCGAGCGACGGGCACAGCUUGCGGAGCACGAGCUGGCCGAGACCACCGCCUCGUACAAGGAGAGGAUGGCGCAACUCGAGAACGACUACCAGACAGCGGUGCAAUUUGUCAAGGGCACCGAGAAGAUGCUGCGAAGGAUGAAGGACGAGCUGACCAAGUACAAGACGGAGAACGCCAGCUUGCAGAACGAGCUGGCGACGGUGCGUGCGCAUGGCGGCGGCGGACGAUUGAGCACGGACGAUGGUGCACGCUCCGAAGAGGCGGCGCGCGACAUUGAGGCGCUGCGAAGUCAUUUGGCAGAUGUCACGCAGCAGAGCGAGGAGAUUGCUGCCGAGAACCGGGAGCUGGAGCGCAAGGUGGCGCAGCUCGUCGCUGAACAGCAGCAACACCGAGGCUCCCUGGACAAGGCGCGUGAAGCGGGCACAGGAGGCUCGUCGGACGGCGUGCAAUCGGGCCGCAAGGUGACGGAGCUUGAGAGCGAGGUGGCACGGCUUCAAGCAAGCUUGCAAGAGUCGCGCAAGGAGGUGGAGAAGACGCUCGAGCUCAACGAGCAUCUUCAGAAGCAGAUCAGUUCGAGCCCAGUGCCCAAGGGCCACGAGGAAGGCGGAGGCCAUGACUCGACAGCGUUGACGCAGUCGCUCAGCGCAGCACAGACGAGCAACGAGCAGCUGAAACGCGACAAUGCCAACCUGACGCAGCGAUUGCAGGAGCUGGACGACAAGUUCCAGCUGCUGCUGGGACGCAUCGAGUCGACGCACGAGGACGGCGGGGAGCGGGUCCGCGACAGCAUGGCGUACGGCAGCAUCGCGUCGGAGCUGGACAAGUGGGAGCGCGACCGCUCUCUGGGAGAGGCGGACGCGUAUGGACUUGGCGGACAGCAACAAGCAUCGCAUGCGUCGGCGACUUCGCAGCUGCCAUCCGCGGCCCCGCCGCUGUCGAGUGCUGAAGCAUAUGCCACCAAAGCAGAGCACUGA